Messenger RNA from Pseudogymnoascus verrucosus, 1080 nucleotides. Its product is annotated as glutathione S- transferase, nitrogen catabolite repression regulator. The transcript is spliced from 3 exons. Lineage: Eukaryota; Fungi; Ascomycota; Leotiomycetes; Thelebolales; Thelebolaceae. The coding region runs from base 1 to 1080 and encodes 359 amino acids. The record is from RefSeq and is a predicted model, not a curated record.
AUGAGACGCGUGUACCCCCUACAUACAAUAGUACCAUCAGAGUCAAAACCAAUCAACGACACAUACCUCAACCGCUUCCUCAUUCUCGCCUCAAUCAAGCUUCUCAAGCAUUUCCGUCCGCGCAAUGGCGGUAUUCUUUUCCUCACUGACAAGAUUUGUGUCAAAUACGGUCCUCUAAAGAACCUUUCGGAAGCGUCUACCAUGCAGUUCAUUCGUCAGCAUACAUCUAUUCCGGUGCCGAGGAUUAUCUGCUCUUUCACGCGCAAAGGCUGGACAUAUAUCGUUAUGGAGAGGAUUCAUGGAGAUAUGAUAGGGCGUGGAUGGACGUCUCGAGCACAUGAGUCUAAGGCAAAGAUACUAUCUCAACUUAAAGUAAUGGUCGCCGACAUGCGCAAGAUAGCUCCUCCAAACUUGGCGGUUUGUAAUGUCGAUGGUGGAAUACUAUACGACUCUAGAAUCUACGGCCCGAUGCAAUUUGGACCUUUCAAAGAUAUUCAGGAUUUUCACAAGCACCUACGAGGAGGACUGGAAGCCCAUGUGGACAACCCUGGUGAUUCUGGAGCUAUAAUCCAGUACCUGGAAGAGGUGUACGACAAGGAGAGGAAGCUGACUUAUGACUCGCUCAACGAGAAGUAUCUGCUUAACCAGUGGCAUCACUUCCAAACAAGUGGCCAAGGCCCUUACUUUGGACAGUGUGGAUGGUUUAACGUCCUCCAUCAGGAAAAGCUCCCCUCUGCUAUCGAGCGCUACACAAAAGAGGUUCAUAGCAUCCUCGGAGUUCUCAACAAUGCUCUUCAGGGCAAGAUCUGGCUAGUCGGUGACAAAUGCACCUUUGCUGACCUCGCAUUUCUACCUUGGAACGCCCGUCUUGGUGCCACGCUCCUCACCCCCCCAGGAGAAGAUACAUUGAAGCAGUAUCCUAACGUUCAAAUAUGGCACAACCGUAUGCUGGGUCGCGACUCGUGGAAGAAGGUAAUGACUACUAGAGACAAGCUCAUGGACGAGCAUGGCCUUCAGCCAAAUGGAAUGCCAAAAGGGAUCAAUAACAUGACUGAGUAUGAGGAACUUAUGACGAAUUAG